This is a messenger RNA of Melospiza melodia melodia, 4561 nucleotides long. RefSeq names its product adhesion G protein-coupled receptor D2 (gene ADGRD2). NCBI's taxonomy places the organism in Eukaryota, Metazoa, Chordata, Aves, Passeriformes, Passerellidae. Gene Ontology annotation, molecular function: G protein-coupled receptor activity. Gene Ontology annotation, biological process: cell surface receptor signaling pathway; adenylate cyclase-activating G protein-coupled receptor signaling pathway. The record is from RefSeq and is a predicted model, not a curated record. The transcript is spliced from 25 exons. The coding region runs from base 391 to 4263 and encodes 1290 amino acids. Gene Ontology annotation, cellular component: plasma membrane.
GUCUGGUGAGCUGGGGAGAGCCACAGCCAUGGGGGUGGCCUGGACCCCCCAGCCUUGGCAUUGCCCCCGGGGCAGCUGCGGGCCCUGGCGGGAGGAAACGCCGGGACGCUGAAGCUGCUGGGUGGGGACAUGGCACCAGGAGCCCUCUGGACCUCUCUAGAGCUGCCCCUCUCCAGCUGCACUCCUGGGCUCUUGGGCUCUCUCUGCUGCGAGGAUCCCGAGUCACUCCCCCACUCCCUGACUCCUUUGCCAUGAUCAUGGGCCAGAUUUUCUGGGGAGGUUUUUUGGGCACCUCUAUGGAGCAGUGACCGCCGGGGAAGAGGAUUCCGGUGCUGCCGGCACAGCGGAGCAGGGACGGCUCAAAGGGUGAAACCUUCCCAGCUGGUCAGCAUGGUUAGGAGAGACUUGAGUCUUGAUUCUUGCUUCUUCAGCUUUCUGGUCUGUCUGUCCAGGAGCCUCCUUGCCUUUGCCGCGCUUGCCAAGAACCAGACCUCUAAAGGCUUUGCUCCUGUCACAAUUGAGACCCCAAGGCACACGUAUGAAUACGUGGGCACUGCUCUGGACUGGUGGCAAGCUGGCAGGUACUGUGAGCAGCACUUUGCCCAGCUGCUCCUGGAGCCCCAGGACAGUGAGCAGGGCUCCCUCAGCACACUGCUGCAGUCCCACCACAUCAGAGGCUCUGUGUGGCUGAAGGAAAGGGACAGUGUCCUGCACAAAGCAAAGAGGAGACGUGGCCACACUGUCCCAGUCCUGGUAUUCAGAGACAAAACAGACACAAAAUACGUGAAGGUGCUCUGUGACUUCCCGGCCCUGGCUGCUGUCACAGCCUGUGCCCACCUGCAGUGGGACACCAGGAGCCAGGACAUCGCCACCGUGUUCUCCUACGCCGUGCCUGCUUUCAUCAAUGAGUUCCAGCUGCGUGGCUUCGUGGAUGAGGAGGGCUUUGUUCGGUUUGCUCUCAUUGUCCACGGGCACCAUUCCCCCUACCUGCCCGUGUUCCGUGCUGAUGGGCAGUGGCAUCAUUUCUGUGUCACCUGGCAGCAGGACAACGGCACCUGGGCCAUCUACGCUGAUGGGAAGAGGAGGGCAGCAGCCAGUGGUCUGUGCUCCGUGGGACCCUCUGCCCCCCAGGCCAUCUCUGGCCAGGGCACCUUCAUCAUUGGGCAGGACCAGGAUUCCCUGGGGGGCACCUUCAGGGCCAAGGAGUCCUUCAGUGGGAACAUCACCGACUUGCACAUCUGGCACAAGGUCCUCAGCACCGAGCACAUUGAGAGAGCUCGCUCCUGCUGGGUGGUAGAGCAGGACCUGCUGUUUGGGUGGAGCUCCAAUGCCCUGGAGGUGGAGAGCACUGUCCAGACAGUGGCCAUGAAGCUCCUUUGCCCAGGGCCUGUGGAGGAAUGCAGAGUUUUGGAAGUUGGCAGCAGUGGAUUCAGUUAUGCAUCUUGUUUGCAGCCUUUGCCUUUCAUCUGUCACUACAGCAAGGAUGCAUACUGGCAGCUGAAGAGAGCCCAGCUGGAGUCCAGCCACGCGCUCGCCCGCCGUGUGAACGCCCUGGCAGUGAGGACAGUGAUUCCUGACAGUGUCUUCUCGGGUGGUGUGCAAGACCUGAACCUCUCUGUGGCUCUCGAUGCUCUGGAUGUCUUGGCAGCUGUUCUGAGAGAAGGAGAAGUGCCCGUGCUUGAGCCAUCUGACCUCCUUGCAGUCCUUCAAUUACUAAAGCAAGUUUCAGAUUUGGAAAUCCAGGAGGGAGAUGAGCUGGAGAUGCUGGAGCAGUUGGGCCAGUACUACAUGGAAGUCACUGAGUUAAUUCUGGAAGAGCAGAACAGUGGGACGUGGUCCCUGAUCAGCCAGGUUAUCAGGGGGCCCAUGGCUGUGGUUGAGCUCUGUGACAGAAUGGUGUCACUCCUGGUCCCACUGCUGACCACAGAGAGGACAAAGAUCACGAUCCAGCAUGGGAAUAUUGGGGUGGAGGUGAGGGGGCUGGAGCUGAGCGAGCAGCAGCUGAGUGGUGAGGCCUACGUGGUGCAGACCUCUGAGAAGGGCAGGCAUGACCUCAUUGAAGUUCCUGCAGAAGAAAUGCAAAGGCUGAAAUCCAGAGGCCUGCACAGAGUCACAAUGAAGAACAUGUGGUUUGGCUAUGGCUCCCUGCAGCGCUGCCUGUCCAGCAGUGCAGUGUCCCAGGCCACGGCUGCCCCUGAUGGGGCACAGAAGUUCCUGGGCACCUCGGUGGGCACAGCGGUGAUCUCAGCCACCCUGCUCAGCGACCAGCAGGAGAUCAGCGCGGCCGUGCGCUACCGCCUGCAGCACCGUGCCCAGGACCUGCCCAGUACUCUGGUGGGACCCGUCUGUGCCUUCUGGAACUUCAGCCUCAGCCCAGAUGCUGGUGGGAUGUGGUCCACAGCUGGCUGCUCUGUGGCCAAGUCUCUCCCAGACUCCACUGCCUGUUUUUGCAACCACACCACCAAUUUUGCCAUCCUGCUGCAGGUGUACGAGAUGGAGAGGACCACCAAGGAAGAGUUCACCCUGCAGACUUUGACUUUCAUUGGAUGUGGAGUUUCCUUCUGUGCCUUGAUGGUUACCUUCAUUUUGUUCCUGGCAGUUGGCGUCCCCAAGAGCGAACGAACGACGGUGCACAAGAACCUGAUCCUGGCCCUGGCUGCAGGGGAGGCUCUGCUCAUGGUCAGCGAGCUGGCCAAGCCCAGCCAGGUGCUGUGUUUCAUGGUCACUGCCUUCCUGCACCUCUUCUUCAUGGCAGCCUUCUCAUGGAUGCUGGUGGAGGGGCUUCUCCUCUGGAGCAAAGUGGUGGCAGUCAACAUGAGUGAAGGCAGGAGAAUGAGGUUCUACUACGUGACAGGCUGGGGGCUUCCAGUCCUCAUCGUGGGGGUGACCCUUGCCAGCUCCUUUGACAAGUAUGUGGCGGCCAACCACUGCUGGCUGAACGUGCAGACCAACGUCAUCUGGGCCUUCGUGGGGCCUGUGCUCCUCAUCCUGGCUGUGAACAGCCUGGUGCUGCUCCGCGUGGUGACCGUGACAGUGGCCAGCGCGCGCAGGAGAUCCAGGAUGCUGACCCCCAACAGCAGCCUGGAGAGCCAGAUUGGAACACAGCUCUGGGCCACGGCCAAGCCCGUGCUGGUGCUGCUGCCCGUGCUGGGGCUCACCUGGCUCUGCGGGCUCCUGGUGCACCUCAGCAUCGUCUGGGCCUACGUGUUCAUUGUGCUGAACUCCCUGCAGGGCCUGUACAUAUUCCUGGUCUAUGCUGUCUGUAACAGCGAGGUGAGGAAUGCCAUCCAGAGGAUGAAGGACAAGAAGAAAGCCCUCUCAUUCACAAACUGCUCUCAUCCCAUCAACUACUUAUCCAGCCCGAGGAACACGAGCUCCUGGGACACAGGGAGGCUGAGUCCUGCCCCUGAGGCUGCCCUGCCCAGCCCAGUGCAGAGGGACCCUCCAGUGAAGAGCAUCACCAGCAGAGGAAAUUUUGGAGCCAGAAUUCCCAUGGGCAUCUCAUCCAUCACGUCCCCCGAGAGGCCGGUUUCUGAGAAGUUUCUGGUGACGGGCCUGCAGUGCAGAGGGUCCUCCAGCAGGAAGGAGGGCAGGCUGGAGGAGCUGGCUUCCCUUGGAGAGCUUCCAGCCAGGGCAGAGCUGCCACCCUGCGCUCCUUCCCAGCCCCACGUGCCAAACCAGGGCAGUGUGGGGUCCCAUGGGGCUUGGGCUGCUCCUGACGACUGCCCUGCUCCUCCCCAGGGUGGGUAUUUGUGUUCUGGGCUCCCCACGGCUCCUGCAGCCCCUGCCAGGGCAGCCAGGACUGGCCUGGACAGCGCUGCCACCGCUGUCCCCAUCUCUGCUGGCAGCACUGGCACUGCAGGGUUGUGGCUCUGCCAUCACUGUCCCUGUCCCUGUCCCUGUCCCUGUCCCUGUCCCUGUUCCUGCUGGCAGCACUGGCACUGCAGGGUUGUGGCUCUGUCACUGCUGUCCCUGUCCCUGUCCCCAUCCCUGUCCCUGCUGGCAGCACUGGCACUGCAGGGUUGUGGCUCUGCCAUCACUGUCCCUGUCCCUGUCCCUGUCCCUGUUCCUGCUGGCAGCACUGGCACUGCAGGGUUGUGGCUCUGUCACUGCUGUCCCUGUCCCUGUCCCUGUCCCUGCUGGCAGCACUGGCACUGCAGGGUUGUGGCUCUCAUUGCUGGAGGAGCUGGAGCAGAGGGAUGGGGAGAGCCCAGCUUUGCCCAGGGCAGCUGUGCCCAGGCAGUGCCCACGCUCCCGUGGUGAUGGGGAUGGGAGCACCCUGAGCUGGGACAGGCUGGGUAGGAAGCACAUGCUCUAGGGAAGCCAGCAGCUGGCUCCAAGCCCUUUCUGAGCCAGCUGACAUCAACAGCAUCUUCUGCUGCUUAGGACAGAAAUCCUCUCCCUGCCUCUGCUUGGGUUCCUGCCCAGCUGGCCUGGCCCCUCUCCAGCUGGGCACUGCUUUCCUUCCCUCUCCUCCUAUUACUUCUGUAGUGUUUAGGACACAGAAAAUGUGGUGGGUUUUGCUGAUUAUGACAACAAUAAAUGCUGAUUUUAAAGACAA